Messenger RNA from Podarcis raffonei (Aeolian wall lizard), 8014 nucleotides. RefSeq names its product lysine demethylase 6B (gene KDM6B). The transcript is spliced from 24 exons. The record is from RefSeq and is a predicted model, not a curated record. The coding region runs from base 987 to 5660 and encodes 1557 amino acids. Lineage: Eukaryota; Metazoa; Chordata; Lepidosauria; Squamata; Lacertidae. Gene Ontology annotation, cellular component: MLL3/4 complex. Gene Ontology annotation, biological process: regulation of gene expression; heart development. Gene Ontology annotation, molecular function: protein binding; histone H3K27me2/H3K27me3 demethylase activity; chromatin DNA binding.
GUGUGUGUGUGGUUGGAGGGGAGCUGCGUUGUGUGUAAGGUCUUUUCCUGGCUGCUACUGCUGGCUUUGUUAUCUUGCCUGGAAGAGAGAAGACAAGCGAGGAGGAAGGGAAGGGAAGACUGGCGGAGGACGGCGACAGGGUGGGGGGAGCCCAGUCUGCCACAGGCCUGGCCGACUGCUGGGUUCACCUUGCAUGCCACCUUUAAAGGAACAGGCGUCAGACCAGGGUUCGGCAGGCAGACAGACGGACGGACGGCACACUUUUGGAGAGAGCUUCCUGCAGCAGCAGCCGUGCGCACCCCUGGACUUGCCCAGCUCCGGAUGGGUAGCCUACAGAGCCGGCCUCCCUUGGCGGAGUAGGGCGCAAAUGGACUGGAGUUGGCCAGACCUUUUUGGCCGAACCGGAGGACGGAUCCACGCCACCACCAGGGCAGGAACGCGAUGGAGUUUCGCUGGGUCGCGGCUUCACCCUGAACGCAGCUUCUGUGGCCCGGCCGUGCCACCCCUGCCCGAUCGGUAGAUCAGAAAGGAGCCCGUGGCAACAACCUGCUGGGCCCCAAGGCGAUGAUGUGGUAGAGGAGGAUUGGGUCCCACACCAUGGCUGGAGCGUAGUCAGACCCUUCCCCCCCCACCAGCCGUGUCUCGCAUGGGCCCGGCGUGUGGGGGGAGUCAGCCAAUGAGAAAGCAGCGACGGGACCCCCCCUUCGUUUGACCUCAUUAGGAGACGGAGGUGAAAGAUGAUUGGCGGCCACGCGGAGGACAUCGUGUGAUUGGCCGUCUUCUAGGAGAGAGAGAGAGAAAGAGACAGAGAGAGCCACUCAGAGCUUCUCCAGCACAGUAGCAUUUUAUGUGGCUGUGACUGGAGAAGGGGAAUAAACCAGAGGAAACUGCAGCAAGCCGCGACUGGGUGGGGGCACCCGUCGCUCAGAUCCGGGGGGGUGGAGGGUGGGGUACCAAGGCGCAUCCACCACAGCAGGAGAGGCUGGAUGCAUCGCACAGUGGAGCAGUUGGGGGGCCGUGCUGGACGGGACCCCUUUUCUCUCGGCAACCUGGGCUGCAGCGGCAACGCCUGGAGCUCCUGCCAUUCCCGACCAUGGCUCCAGGGCGGCAGGUGCUCUGCCAGUGUCGGCCAGCCUCAGCUGCCCCCGCACCUGCCGCCCAACCAUGGCUCUAACAUGGGGCAACACAGCAAGGGCUACUUCCCCCCAGGGAACCUGGCCCCGCGGCCCCUGCACGGGAAGCUGGAGGCCAUCCACGGCUGCGUCCAGGCCCUGCUCCGGGAUCCAGGGCAGCCUCAGCUCUGGGAGCAGCUGGGCGAGAUCUACGAGUCGGAGCAAGAUUGCGAGGAGGCCGUGCGCUGCUACCAGAAUGCCACCCGGUACCCGCGAGACUACGAUUAUGGGAGCUACGGAGAGAUGCACGCUCGGAUCGGACGACUGCAGCAGGCUCAGCUGUGGAACUAUCACUCGGGGUCUUCUCACCACCGACCGAAAGCAUUGCCCCCCCUGCAGCAAGUCUGGAACCUCCUGCACCUUGAGAAGAGGAACUUCUCUGCCAAGCGCAACCCCCAGCUGAAGAGGCCUGGGCCGCCCAUGGAGCCCCCUGUGGUCCAGCCAAUCGCCCCGGUCCAGCACCCGCCACACCCGGGGCACGGGGAGGACAUCCCCGCCCCCAUGAAAAGGCGAAGGAGCACCAGUCCUGACCAGAAUGGUAACGGGGUGUGCCAGCACCCGCCAGGUGUCCCUGGCAACCCCCACUACCAGCUGCCCAAGCCGGGAUUAUGGAACCCUCUCCACGGAGACUCAUGGGGGCAGGAGCGCAAGAACGUCGCUGCCCCAGAGAGACAAGAGCAGAGGAACUCGGUGGCCCACCCCUUCCCCUACCCCUGCCCCGCCUACGGCUCCCACCCGCCCCCUCACCGCCUGCCGGCCAUGGCCCCCAGCCCCCGCACCCCUCCAGCACACCGGUCCCCUCUCGACAGCCAUGGCUGCCUGGCCCGGCCCAACGGAAGUGACCUUAGAGACGGCAGAGCCCCCCGGGUGCGGUCAGACUCCACUGCCACACCAGCAGCAACCGCCGCCUGCGUGCCUUACGUCCCGCGCCCAAACCCCGGAGGAGGAACCACCGCCACCAGCAAGACCACCUCGCGGGGGCCACCGAACCCUGACUGCCUUGGUUCCGACCAUUACCAAACGCCGGCAUUGGAGCCAUCCAGUCCCGCCCAGGAGAACGGGGGCCGCAAAGCCCCCUUGCAGCAGUCGCAGCAGCAGCCGCCACCGCCGCCCCGGCCAGCUCCUUGCCUUGCCCCUCGCAACCUGCCCUGCUCUCGCAUGCCUCCUGCUCCGCCCAUCGCCAGGGGGCCUCCACCAGCAGUUGCACGGGCACCCACAGCUCCGCAGUGCCCACCACCCCCGCCCCCUCUGCCCCCGCCUCCUCCGCCAGCACCCCCCUUGCCCUGGCUGAAAGGCCCGGCGUUCGGCAGCAAAGGAGGGGAAGCGAAAGCCAGCAGCGACCCCCUGGGGGAUAUUCUGUUUGGGUGCGGGGAGCCGCCGCCGCCACGGGGGGCCGCUUCCCCUCUCGGGGCCUGCGACUCGGGGCGCAGCUUCCAGGAUUCCAACGCCAGCAGCCAGAAAGGGCCCUUCUCGCUCCCCGGAGAAGGGGCUGAGGAGAAGGCCAGCCCCCAAAGAUCAGCCAGCCCCGAACCCACCCCGGCAGCCGCUGACUAUUGGAUGCCGGAAAGCACCCCGGAGGAGAAGGGCUCCGGUGGCGCCAGGGCCUCGGCCCCGGAGAGCCCCACGAUUACCUCAGGAACCUUCGGGUCCCCGGAGAGCCCCCCUCAGCCGCCAACGCCGCCCCCGCCACUGCCCCGGGCCUCCUAUCCAAAGACGCCGGAGCCCUCGGCAGCGCCCCCUGCGGCGGAGCCCACACACGAAAGGCUCUUUGGCUUCGCCAGCCCCCAACUGGAGGACCAGUUUGAGGAGCCCCCCGAGUUUUCCAAGAUCCUGCCGGACGGCCUGGCGAAUAUCAUGAAGAUGCUGGACGAAUCAAUCCUGCGCGGGGAGGAGGAGCGCGAGGAGAGCUUUCCGCCGCCCCCGCCGCCUGCCCCGCUGCUCCCCAGCCCCCCGCCUUUGGCCAGACCAAAGCCCCCCGCCCCGUCCAACGCCUCCUUUGACUACCCCAAGCCGCCGGGGCAGGACCCGCCGGAGCCGCCCUGCCUGUACCGCUACGGCAAGCGGGACCCGGAAGAGCGGCCCCAGGCGGCUGCCGCCACCGCCGGUGGGGUGGGCAAGUUCCCCCACCACAGCACGGCCUCCCUGCUGAAAUCUUUGGCCAACAUGCUGGAAGGGCAGAAGCACUCCUACCGACCCAAGCCGCUGACCCCCCCAGGUGCUAAGAUCGCUUCUCCGGCCGGCGCCAGCCCGGGGUCCGCGCCCCACUUCUCUACCUCAAGCCAAGGCUGGGCCACGGGAGCGAUGGGGGAGCAGGCGGCCAGCUCUCCGCCCCCUCCGCCUGCCCCACGGCCCAUCAAGACGGAGUCAGAGGUGCUGGAGGAAAUCAGCCGGGCCUGCGAGACCUUGGUGGAGCGAGCGGAGAGGGAAAAGAGCCCCGCUUCUCCGGCCACGCCGCCUCCCCUCCCGCCCCCUCCCGCUCCCCUUUCCUCUCCCGCGACGCUCCCGCCCCCGCCGCCCCCUCCUCCGGCUCCCGCCCAGCGCCCCAAGGACGAGUCCCGGAAGCGGGACCGGGAGCACCGGAGACACCGCCGUUCCAGCAAGGACGGCUCGCGGCGGCACCGGGAAGGCAAGGCCCACAAAGAGAAGAACCGCCAGAUUCUGGGCAGCCUCGACGUGCAGAGCUCGGAGAGCCAGGCGCGGGAGAACGGCGCCAAGCCGCCCCCGCCUCCCCCGGCCGCCCCGCAGCCCGAGCGCCGGCCGCCCCCCGGCAAGAAGGAGGAAGGGUCGGUGGGCACGGGCUCCACAGUGGUGUGUUCGGCCGACCUGCUGAAGCUGCGCUCGUUCACGGAAGGGCCGCCCAAGGAGCUGAAGAUCCGGCUGAUCAAGGUGGAGAGCGGAGACAAGGAGACGUUCAUCGCUUCCGAGGUGGAGGAGCGCAGGAUCCCCCUGGGCGAGCUCACCAUCAACCAUUCAGCGGCCGAAGUGGUGCGGGCCAGCAAGCACGCCAAGGUGAAAGGGAAGUUCAAGGAGUCUUAUUUGCUUCCCAGCCACUCGGUCAAACCGCAGAUCAACGUGGACGAAAAGCUGCCACGGGAAAAGCUCAACCCCCCGACCCCCAGCAUAUACUUGGAGAGCAAGCGGGAUGCUUUCUCUCCGGUCCUCCUGCAGUUCUGCACUGACCCCAAGAACCCCAUCACUGUCAUCCGGGGCCUGGCCGGAUCCCUCCGCCUCAACCUGGGCCUGUUCAGCACAAAGACGUUGGUGGACGCGAGCGGGGAGCACGCUGUCGAGGUUCGCACGCAGGUCCAGCAGCCCUCAGACGAAAACUGGGACCUCUCCGGGACGAAGCAGGUGUGGCCUUGCGAGAGCAGCCGCUCGCACACCACAAUCGCCAAAUACGCUCAGUAUCAAGCGGCCUCCUUCCAGGAGUCCCUUCAGGAAGACAAGGAGACGGACGACGAGGAAGCAGAUGAGCCUGACAGCACCACUGAGGCGCCCCCAAGCAACCCGGACCAGAAACCGCACCAGAUUAUCAAGUUUGGGACCAACAUUGACCUCUCGGAUGCCAAACGGUGGAAACCGCAGCUGCAGGAGCUCCUCAAGUUGCCAGCUUUCAUGCGGGUCACGUCGACGGGCAACAUGCUGAGUCACGUGGGGCACACCAUCCUGGGCAUGAACACGGUGCAGCUGUACAUGAAAGUGCCUGGAAGCCGCACACCAGGGCACCAGGAGAACAACAACUUUUGCUCCGUGAACAUCAACAUUGGGCCGGGAGAUUGCGAGUGGUUUGCUGUCCACGAGCAUUACUGGCAAGACAUCAGCGCCUUCUGUGACAGGCACGGUGUCGACUACCUGACCGGCUCGUGGUGGCCCAUCCUUGAGGACCUUUACCAGUCCAACAUCCCCGUCUACCGCUUCAUCCAGCGCCCCGGAGACCUCGUGUGGAUCAACGCCGGGACGGUGCACUGGGUUCAGGCCACCGGGUGGUGUAAUAACAUCGCCUGGAACGUCGGCCCCCUGACAGCUUACCAGUACCAACUGGCCCUUGAGCGCUACGAAUGGAACGAGGUGAAGAACGUCAAGUCCAUUGUGCCCAUGAUCCACGUCUCCUGGAACGUGGCCCGCACCGUCAAGAUCAGUGACCCCGACUUGUACAAAAUGAUCAAGUACUGUCUGAUGCAGUCCAUCAAGCACUGCCAGGUGCAGAGAGAGAGCCUCGUCCGGUCCGGCAAGAAGAUCGCCUACCAGGGCCGCGUGAAGGACGAGCCGGCCUACUACUGCAAUGAAUGCGACGUGGAGGUCUUCAACAUCCUUUUCGUGACGAGCGAAAACGGGGGCAAAAACACGUACCUGGUGCACUGUGAGGCCUGCGCCCGCAAGCGGAGCUCCUCUCUCCACGGCGUGGUGGUGCUUGAGCAAUACAAGACCGAAGAACUGAUACACAUCUAUGACAGCUUCACCCUGUCUGCGCCGCCCAGUUCCAGAUGAGCCAUGCCACGCCUGGACACGGAUGUCUGGGCCGUCUCUCCACACUAGCUGGCCCCCCCCUGCUCGCGUGGGGUGGGGGGGUUGCUAUGGUCUGCCCUCCGCCCUCUCCCUCCAGUAGCAGCUGAGCCUCUGAUCUCCACCCGCCCUUCUCAACUCAAACCUGCCCUGAGCCGGGGGGGCAGAUUGCAGAAGCGUCGUGACCCGGGGCGUACUCCUGACGGACCCCUUUUUUUAAUUUAUUCUUCAGAACGAACCUUUUCUCGUUUUUGGUUUUUUUUUUCCUGGGUGGUGCUGAUUUUGUAUUAAAAAAAGCAGGGGAAAACCCCCUGAACUUUAAAAAAAAAUUCAAAAAAAUUCAAAGAGCAAACGGAAUGGAGCAGCGAAAUCGAUGGCGAAAUUCCACUGUGCCUCUGGAUUCCUCCUGCAUGGACAAGAAUUGGGGUGCGGUGGUUUCGGGGAGCUUCUAUGAACAGAUCGAGAGGGGGGUGCGAAAGCGUUCCCUUCUUCUCAAGAGCAUUAAUUUCCGUCUCUGUCGCCGGGGUGGAAUGCCAGCGAGCGGAAAACGAGAGAGAAAGAGAGACUGCUGUCUAAAUUCGGGGGUGCCUGGUUUUGUUUUGGUUUUUUUUCCUUUCCUUUCGAUUACGUUUUUCUUGGCAGAAAUUUAAAGGAAAGAAAAGAAGAGAGUUUGGGAAACGGAAGCAAGCAAAAAAAAAAUGAAAAAGAAAAAUUAAUACGGGUUUCUUAACACAGAACUUUUAUGGGUUCAGUUCUCUCUGGGUGAACUUCUCUUCGGGAUAUGGCGGGGCGGGGGGGGAGAGUGUACAUUGAUUUAUAUAUAUUGGAGGGGGGGCAGCCGGGGAGGGUUGGCGAAUUUUUUCCCGCGUGUGGUUUUUAAUUAUUCUGAUGGACAUUUUGAUUUCUUACAUCCUUUUAUAUAUAUUAUAUAUAUAUAUAAAUAUAAGAAGGAAAAAAAAAUUCCUGGUUUGUAUUAGAAACUGCUUUUAAAAAACAAAAUACAGAAAACGAGACAAAAAAAUAAAAAUAAAAAAUAUACGAGUUUUUUUGCGCGAGGAGCAAGCGGGACGGAGGUCGUCCUCGUGCGAAAGGAGAUUGAGAUAUGGUGGAAACGAUAACCCCGUGCGGAGGGAGUGGUGCUCACCCCAAAUCAGACGCACGGGUAGAUGGGAGAUUUUUUUUUCCUUUUUCACGAAAGGGGAGGGGGGGAGCUGAUUUCUCCCUCUCCCCCUAUCCCUAGGUGUUGCCAUUGCCCCAGCCCCAAUUCCCUAUGCCAUUUUUGUGGGGGGCAGGGGGUGGGGUGGGGUUGGCAAUCUAACAAGGACCCCUUAACUCUGCCCUCUGCCUGCCUAGCUAUGGCUGACCCUUAACUCUGACCCUUAACGCCUCCUCUUCAGCUGAUAAAAUCCGUUUAACCUUAACUCAAGAUAUAUAAAUAUAUAUAUAUAUUCCUUGGCUGAAUUCAUUGCCCCCCUUCCUCUUCCUCUUCCUCCUCCAAUUCUCCCCUUUUGACUCUACAGUUACAACUCCCAGAUCCAUUUGAAAAAGAAGAAGACAGAAACGUCUCAGAUUUGGGGUCAUUUUUCUUUCUUUUUUUAAAAAAAUAAUAAUUGUACCUCCAUGCCUCAAAAAAUUGUUUUGCAGUUUGUAAAUGUUCUUUCUCUUUCUCUCUUUUUUAAUUUAUACGUGUCUCCUUUUUUGGGGGGGGGUAAUGAUAUCUCUAUUUAUUGGUCCUCUUUCGGGGUUUGAUCCAGCCUCUUUUUUAUUUUUAACUUUUUACAAUGUUGUUGUACCUGUUUCUUUUUUUAAAAAAAGAAAAGUGUCUCCUUUUGUUGUUCCAGGUAUUUUUUUGUUUGGCUCCUCUCUGGAAUUUUUUAUUGAAUUACUUAACAUGUUCUUUCAGAUGUUUUUUUUUCUGUCUGUUGAUGUUUUUUCCUUGACAUGGUGCUCUGUUUUCUCAUGGGGCUGGGGUGGGGGGGGGGUUUGGAGUGGGGAAACAAAAGCCUGAUCCUGGUUCAUCUGUUGAUUCCCCUUCCCUUUUAUUUUAUUUUUUAAUGGAAGAAUCUCACCCCACCCUACAGAAGGAAGGAAACCUCUUCCUUCCUUCUGAAAAAAACCUGCACUUUUUUUAGUUCCAGAUUUCCCCCCACCCUCCCCAAUCACUCACACACAGACACACACUGAAAAAAAAGCAGAUGAACAAUCUCGCUUCUCUGAGAAAACUCACUCUCACAUAAAUUGAUUCUUAUCGUACUGUAGGGGGACAAGGAGAAAGCAAAUCUUAUUUUGUAAAUGUAAAAAAAAAUUAAUUAAAUUAACUCACAGAGAUAAAAAAGAAA